Messenger RNA from Nematolebias whitei (Rio pearlfish), 3477 nucleotides. RefSeq names its product mitogen-activated protein kinase 7 (gene mapk7). Gene Ontology annotation, molecular function: MAP kinase activity; ATP binding. NCBI's taxonomy places the organism in Eukaryota, Metazoa, Chordata, Actinopteri, Cyprinodontiformes, Rivulidae. The transcript is spliced from 7 exons. The record is from RefSeq and is a predicted model, not a curated record. Gene Ontology annotation, biological process: protein phosphorylation; intracellular signal transduction; cell surface receptor signaling pathway. Gene Ontology annotation, cellular component: nucleus; cytoplasm. Bases 126 to 3419 code for a protein of 1097 amino acids.
GAAACUUGUACUUGCAUUGUAGCAUUUUGUUAUAUAAGUGGAAAACCAUGGUUAAACGGCUCGUAGAAAUCCAGAGCCUCAGGUAACGUUAGCUAGCCUACGCCCCUGCGUCAAGAAGUAGGAAAAUGUCAAAUGAAGAGGGUGGCGAGACAAAAAAUGGGAGCUCUCCUGAAAAAAUGGCCACUGAUAAAAGCAGAGAAAACCAGAACCAGCAUGGAGCGGAGGCAGCAGGCAGCACCACAGACACCAGCAUCGCAGCUAAAAACUUGGCUCUGCUUAAAGCGCACUCCCUAGAUGUGAAGUUUGACGUUGGAGAGGAGUAUGAUAUCAUAGAAACCAUUGGUACCGGGGCCUAUGGCGUUGUUUCAUCUGCCAGGAGAAGGGACAACGGCCAGCAGGUGGCAAUAAAGAAGAUUUCCAACGCGUUUGAAGUGGUGACAAAUGCCAAACGAACAUUAAGAGAGCUGAAGAUUCUCAAGCACUUCAAACACGACAACAUUAUUGCCAUUAAAGACAUCCUUCAGCCAAACCUUCCUCACGCUGCCUUUAAGUCUGUGUACGUAGUGUUGGACCUCAUGGAGAGUGAUCUGCACCAAAUCAUUCACUCUGCACAGACUCUGACCCCCGAGCACACCCGUUACUUUCUGUACCAGCUCCUUCGUGGCCUUAAGUACGUGCACUCUGCCAACGUUAUCCACCGCGACCUCAAACCCUCCAACCUGCUGGUGAAUGAAAACUGUGAGCUGAAAAUUGGUGACUUUGGCAUGGCGAGGGGUCUGAGUUCACACCCUGAGGAUACUUAUUCCUUCAUGACCGAGUAUGUGGCCACCCGAUGGUACCGUGCUCCUGAGCUCCUGCUGUCUCUAAGUCAUUAUACUUUUGCCAUUGACUUGUGGUCUGUGGGUUGCAUCUUUGCUGAAAUGCUGGGUCGUAAGCAGCUUUUUCCCGGAAAGCACUACGUCCACCAGCUCCAGCUUAUUUUGAGCGUGCUAGGCACUCCUCCUGAGGGUUUGAUCAGUUCUAUUAGGGCUGACAGGGUGCGCUCCUAUGUUCAAAGUCUUCCAUCACGAACCCCUGUUCCUUUGGCUAAACUCUACCCACAUGCUGAACCAGAGGCUUUAGACCUUCUGGGGGCCAUGUUGCACUUUGAUCCUCGUGACCGCAUCAGCGUGAGGGAGGCGCUGGAGCAUUCUUACCUGGCCAAAUACCACGACCAAGACGACGAGCCCAACUGUGUUCCCGCUUUUGACUUUGAGUUCGACAAGCUUCCGAUGAAUAAGGAACAAAUUAAAGAGGCCAUUUUGAUGGAAAUCCUCGACUUUCAUAAAAAGAAACAGAACUCUCGUCAGAGACUCCAGUUCAGGCCUUUGGCGAGAAUUACCACCGGAGUUGCAUCACAAAACAUGAGUCAGUGUAAUGCUCAGCCUGAAACUGUAGACCUGACUGGACAGGCAAUGGUUCCAAUGGAACAACGCCCACGAACACAGCAAAUCAGAGACGUGGACCUUCAACAGCAACAAGAUCAUUUACCAGCAGAAGUGAACCAAGCAUUUACGACUCAAAUGAAAACCUUUAAUAAGCCUACAGCACUUUUAGAAGUUGCACCGCUUCGUGUGACCCAAACUUUGCCAUUCCUUAGUAAAAGUGAAGGUGGUCCGGUAGAUGUGGACAUGCCCAGUGCAAACUCUGACAGCGGUCAGCCAGAGACAAUAGAUCUAACAACACCGGUGGCCAGCCAGGAUGCUCCCUCAGAAACAAUGAGACACAGCGAUGUUCCUCAGGUGCCAAACACCCAGAACCAACUCAUGGCUCAGGAUCCCACCUCUAUUCCUGCAACACAAGCACAGCCCACCACACUCCUUCAUAACACGGUGCGUUCACUGUCUCUGUCUGAAGCACAGGCCCAGUCUCUUUCUCAGUCCCUCUCCCAGUCCCUGUCCAAGAAAGUAAGGCCUCCUCCACGUGCACCAGAAGGAGCCAGAAAGGAAGGAGCCAUUUCAGAGGAUACUAAAACUGCGCUCAAAGCAGCAAUACUGAAAUCAGUUCUCAGACACAAAACCAAGACUGGAGGUGCCUUGGUUCUGGGCAUCGACGUUGGCAUACCAGGAGGCGUCUCCUUCUCCACGUGUUCCGCUCCAGAGUCGCGCCGGCCUGUCACAGCACAGGAGCGUCAACGAGAACGAGAGGAGAAAAGGAGGAAGAGGCAGGAACGAGCGAAAGAACGGGAGAGGAAAAUGAAGGAAAAGGAAAAAAGAGAAGGGAAACGAGGAGAUUUGCUGGGCGGGGUUCUGCUGAGCGACAAUGACAAAAGUCUGCUGCAGCGCUGGACAAAGAUGAUGGACAGCUGCAGUGAGAAGUGCCAGGCUGUGAUGAACGAUGGAGCAAACAACAAAGACUGUAACGUGAACUCGCACGGUGGUGCAGCUGUUGGUGACAAAGCUCCGAACAAUAAGACGGAGAAAGACGCUGCAAAGGUUCAGUCUCAUGAACAGGUACCAUCUCAAGUAAAACCAAACCAGCAGGGGUUGUUUCAGCCUCCCAGCACACAGCAGCUGCCUGUACCUUUCUCCAUGAGCCAGAACAAGCCUCCAGCAGAUAUGGUUGCUGUAAGCGGAGGGAUAGAUAUGACCGUCGCUGGUGGAUUCGAUAAAAACAACACGUUCAAGCAUACCAAGAGCAGCAUUCAAGGUGGGUUCAGCUGUGUGGGGAACUGGAGCGGCCCGCAACUGGAGACGAGGCUGCCGCAACAACCAAACAUGACAUCACAGCCGUCGCCAUCAUCGAGCUUUCUUCAGCCUCACAGUCAAACCCAAUAUGACCCUAAACCUCAGCCGCAGCUGCUCCCACUCGAGAGUUUUUUGUCCAAAGCUCCAGCUCUGAGCACCAGAGAGACAAAUGGGAAUGUGGACGUCAGAGGCCAGAAUAACAUCAACCCCUUGACUUCAGCGACGAGACCGAUGGAGAAGCUUUGUCCUUCUGUAGAGGAGAAAUCAGCAACACAGAGCACAGACCCCCUCUGUGGGACUUUAGGGGUUCCUUCUCAGCCGCACCCCAGUUUAGUAUUUACAGAUACUGGUCAGCAGGGACCCUCCAUUGCCCCCGACAUCAAUAAAGUAACACAGCAGCUCUCAAAGUCACAGGUGGAAGACAUUUUACCUCCUGUGUUCUCAGUCACCCCUAAAGGCAGCGGUGCUGGCUACGGAGUGGGCUUUGACCUGGACGACCUUCUCAGCCAGUCACUAACAGACCUGCAACACUGUGACCGGGACAGUUACGACUCAGCCCCCCUCUCGGCCUCCCUGUUAUCUGAUUGGAGCGAGGUCCACCGCAUGACUCCCGCUGACCUGGAGUCACUGCAGCAGGAGCUACAGCUUGGCUCUCCCAUGAUCCUCUCCGAUACCAUCCCCCCCGAUGCUUGACUCACCCCUUUUCCCCAAAAAGCUGCUUUCGUUCAGAUCUCUUUUUAAUGUCAAAACC